AUGAAAAUACCUGCCAAUUUAUCGCUCGAUACGCAAGUGCUUCUCCUUCAAAGCAACCUAAUCUCUCACACGAACGGAGAACUGGAAGCGUUGGGGAACUUGACCGAGCUGGACUUUUCUCAGAACAACUUCAGCACGGUGGAAGCAGUGGGACUCCGGAGAAUGGACCACUUGACGACAUUGCAUUUGGAAGAAAACCAGAUCACAGAGUUGCCUGAUUACUGCUUGAAAAACCUCUCAAACCUUCAAGAACUGUACAUCAACCACAAUAAGAUCAACUCCAUCUCCGCACACGCUUUUGGAGGUCUUCACAACUUGCUAAGGCUUCAUCUAAACUCAAACAAGCUGCAUGUGAUCGAUAGCAGCUGGUUUGAAGAGACGCCCAACUUAGAAAUACUUAUGAUUGGUGAAAACCCCGUGGUUGGGCUUUUGGACAUGAAUUUUAAACCACUCGCAAGUCUUCGAAGUCUUGUCUUGGCUGGUAUGGAUCUAACAGACGUCCCAGCCGAUGCGUUUAUUGGCUUAGACACACUUGAAAGCAUUUCUUUUUACGACAAUAAACUUGUUUGCAUCCCACAACUCGCUCUCCAGAAAGUCCCCAAUCUAAAGUUUUUGGAUUUGAACAAAAAUCCCGUCCAGAAACUGCAAGAAGGAGAUUUCCGUAACAUGUUGCAUCUGAAAGAACUGAGCAUCAACAACAUGAUGGAGCUGGUGUCUAUUGACCGCUUCGCUUUGGAUAACCUUCCAGAAUUCACCAAACUGGAGGCCACCAACAACCCGAAGCUGUCGUACGUACACAAGCAAGCGUUUCGAGAUUUACCGGCUUUAGAGAGCUUGAUGCUAAACCACAAUGCAAUGACCGCGCUGUACCAGAGUAGCGUUGAAGCAUUACCAAAUUUGCGAGAAGUUAGCAUACAUAGCAACCCACUGAGGUGCGACUGCGUGAUUCAGUGGAUGAGUUCAAACCGCACGAUUGUGAGAUUCAUGGAGCCUGCGUCUAUGCUCUGCUUCUCCCCACCUGAGCUUAAAGGACAGAAAGUGCGAGAAUUGAAGUUAGUCGAAUCUGCCGAGCAAUGUUUACCGCUAAUUUCUCACGAGACGUUUCCAAGCCAUUUGAAUCUGGAGAUAGGCAUGAGUGUGAGCUUGGACUGCCGUGCUAUGGGCAAACCAGAACCAGAAAUCUACUGGGUAACCCCUUUAGGAAACAAAAUAACGCAAGACGUCGAUUCAGACCGCUACCGUUUGAGCAACGAGGGGACUCUACACCUUUCGCACGUUCAGGUGGAAGACUCUGGGAGGUACACGUGCGUGGCACAGAACACGGAAGGCGCAGACACCAAGGUGACGACCGUGCGAGUCAACGGCACGCUAAUAGAAAGUGCGCAAGUUAUGAAGAUAUACGUGAAGCAGACCGAGCCGCAUUCAAUUCUAGUUUCUUGGAAGGUCAACUCGAACGUGAUGACGUCAAAUCUCAAAUGGGCAUCUGCGACUAUGAAAAUUGACAACCCGCAUAUUACAUACACCGCGCGUGUUCCGGUAGACGUCCAUGAAUACAAUUUAACGCAUCUCCAACCCGCUACCGAAUACGAGGUCUGUCUCACCGUGUCGAAUAUCCACUUGCAAACACACAAAAGUUGCGUGAACGUAACCACGAGGAGCCCAACUUUCUCUCUCGACAUUUCCGAUCAGCACCCUAGCGUCGCUGUGCUAGCUGUGAUGGUAACUGCGCUAGCGUUCAUUAGCCUAGCCACGGUGGCGGUUUACACAGCCAAGAAAUGGAGACGGAAAAACUACCACCACUCGCUGAAGAAGUACAUGCUCAAAACUUCGUCGAUCCCCUUGAAUGAGCUGUACCCGCCGCUUAUCAACUUGUGGGAUGCGGACCCCGAGAAAGAGGUCACGGAAGGGAAGCCCUCUCCGGUCGAUACCACGCGUAGCUACUACAUGUGGUAA
Knipowitschia caucasica is the source of this 1953-nucleotide messenger RNA. Lineage: Eukaryota; Metazoa; Chordata; Actinopteri; Gobiiformes; Gobiidae. The record is from the annotation of a GenBank genome assembly.